Diatraea saccharalis (sugarcane borer) is the source of this 2201-nucleotide messenger RNA. The record is from the annotation of a GenBank genome assembly. NCBI's taxonomy places the organism in Eukaryota, Metazoa, Arthropoda, Insecta, Lepidoptera, Crambidae.
UUUGUAGACAUGGCGACACUGACUAACUUGUCAUGUCAAGUAUGCUGUAACUUGCGUUUUGUAACUGAAAUUCAGACUUAAAAGUUGAUCAUUAUCAUCUAAACCGCCAUUGAAAUCUAUUUUAAAUUAUUCCAAAAUGGAUACGGAGUACUAUGAGGUUACUUCGGAAUUAGAUCCCAGGGAAAUACUGCGAUAUCUAAAUAACUUAGGUAUAAAUAAUAUAAGUGGUGAAAUCUUGAAAUAUUUUAUUACAGAUCUCAAAAAGCUCAUAAAAUAUGAUCUUCAACAAAAGAAGGAAAAAUCUAGCUUAGAGUCAAAACCAGAACCUUGUGGACCAGAACGGCUACAUAGUGCAAGUACUUUCUCCUCAAGAAUAAGAUCUAAAUGUCAAGAAAAUAUAUCUGAAGUCUGUGGCAGAGUAUGUCAUAAGAGAAAAACUUAUACUGUCCGGAAUAUUCACUCUGCCCCUGUAUUAGGACUGCAUAGAAAGGAAAAUUUCAGUGAUAAACCUUUACGACGAUUUUGCUCAUGCAGUAGAGUAGAAAAAAAACCUGAUCCUGUAUCAAAGGAAAUACCACCUGCUUCCAGUUCCAAUUUAAUCAAAGUUCCUAAACAACCACAAAAGAAGAAAUGUGACCCAGUUUCACUAUAUCAUUAUUACACUGCAUUGUGGGCAAAAUAUAAACCUAAUGUUCCAGGUGAAAAUGAUUGGUCCGACUUGAGGUGGAGUGUACGACAGAAAAUGGCUGGAAAUGCACCUAAACUGACAAAUAAGGCAAGCAUACUUGUAAUAAAAAAAUAACAGUGUUUACUAUUGACACAGAGGGUGUAAAGUAAAAGUAUUUGUUUUAAUAAAUUGUUGUUAUAUAGAAUAUCUGAGAGAAAUUGCCUAAGUUUUUAUUAUAAAGAUGCCAUUAUUAUUACAGGUUCCAAUCAAUGAAGACAAGGAUAGAUUUACAAAGAAAUGACAUUCUAUAAUGAUUUAAACCAUAUCUGUAAUUAAUAAAUAUAAACUUGAAGAAAUAAAAUAUUUAGAAUCUUAUGGUUAUCAUUUAUUUCAUCUAAUAUGUGAUCAUAUUAAUUUAUUAUACUUGACUCAAUUUAAAUUCACCCUGCUUAUCAUUAGUUAUAGAAUGCAGAUGAUGUAAAAUUCUUUCUUCUAUCUUUUCUGCUGCAGAUAAUGUCAGGACUAAAGUAUCAUGUUUUAACAUCGAGUAAACAUUGAGUCCAUAGACAGGCAUUAUAUUGACAUGUGGAAGAGCAUCAGAUGCAGCUGUAAUAUUUCUAGGAGCUAAGUCAGAGCUGAAAAGAAGUGUAGUUAUAAAAUAGAAUUAAUUUUUUAAUUUAUAUUUUGUGACUACGUGAAUUUUAUAAAUAUAAUAAUGAGAUAGGUAUAAUUACAAAGUUAUCAAUCUUGAAUAACAAUAUGUAGUAAGUCACUCAAUCUUUAUUCUCAAUUGAUGAAGUAAAAUUAUGCUGUGAACUAAAAAUUACUUACUCGUCAACAAUUAACACAGAUGGACCCCAGUUUCUGCUUUCUAUGAGGUCCGAAAGAUAAUCUGGCUCAUCUGAUGGUAAAUCUAAAUCUUUGACAAUGUGUAGAUCAUCUUGUGCCAAUUUCGCUGAUAAAGUCGAAGUAAGGCCAUAUAUUCUAAGGUGAAAAGGUAGCAUGAAAAAAUGAGUUUUUCCAGAACGUGGGCCAUGAGCUACGCCGCCGCCACGAAACAAUGGAGAUCUAAUCGAACCAUGUCUUGCUCGACCUAGACCUUUCUGUGGCCAAGGUUUUUUGCCACCACCGCGCACUUCAGCUCUCGUUUUAGUAUGGGCCCAGGACACCCAUCUGUAUUUCCUUUGCCAUAUAACAUUUCUGUGAAUGAUAUCAAUGCGUGGUACCGUAGCGUACACCAAAGGAUGGAGUUCACAUAAUCCCAACUUUUUCUCUUCAAUACUAUCUAGGUUUUCAAUCCAUACUUCUCGUGGUUUUGUAUAAGUUGGAGGAAAUUUCCAUUCCUUCUUAUUUACUUCCACGAAGUUAUUCGAAGCUGCAGGCAAAGUGUUGGUGGCAGUAGAAUAAGCGCGAAUUGUUACUAUUGGGGAAAUAUAUAUUUUCUUUAAAGCAUUUAUUAGAGCAGAGGCCAUUAUUUUAGCAGAACAUAUAUUUUAGGUUAGAAUAAUAUAAAUAAUUCUUAUAUAUCUGACAU